Molecule: messenger RNA, 5243 nt
Organism: Paramisgurnus dabryanus
Lineage: Eukaryota; Metazoa; Chordata; Actinopteri; Cypriniformes; Cobitidae
Source: RefSeq, a predicted model, not a curated record
AUGUCCAAAAAGCAGAAGUGGCAGGAAAAUUUGACCGCUUUCCCCAAAGCUGCCAAAGGAAAUCAGAGGAAGAGAAAAGAUCUUGAUUAUCCGCAGCAGACAGAAGAACAGCAAAUAUCCAGCAGCUGUACCAGUUCUGCAAAAAAAGUCUUUAGUAGUGGAAGUAGUUUUAAAAGCAGUGUAAUAAGAAGGGGAAGCCUCAAUUCUAGUAAUGUCACUGGUAGUAGAGUAUCCCAAAUCAGUGAUGCAUUGACCAACGCUGCCACCAGUAAAGGCAGUACAGUUCGUGGUGGCAGGGUCAGAGGCGGCAGUACUGCAGGAGUCAGUGAUAAAAACAGAGCGGGAAGCGCGGUGGAUGGAGUGUCUUUAAUUUCCUCUGAUAAGAAGCUGGAGGAGGAGUCACUUAAUGGUGGAGUCAUGGUUUCUUCAAGCAGUGGUAAUGCUCCAUCACUCAACAACGUCUUCUCUCCAUCAGUCGAUCAGUUCCCGGGCUGUUCUGGUGCUGACGGUACAAAGAAUCGAUUGGGAAUUGAAAGCGGCUAUUCCUCUUUGGAGAAGACAAGUGCUCUUGUUGGGGAUGCACAAAAACACAUUGACUCAAGGAGAUCUCGGGACUCUGAUCAACAGGAAAGUUCAUUUCUCUGUGUGGAUGCAGAGCUUGUCUCGACCUUCAUGUCCCCCUCCACACCACAAAAUGACCAUAAGACGGCAGUCAGUACAUCUCAGGAUUCAUCUCCUGAUAAUGACAUUCCUGAUGUUUCUCGACCUUCCACGUCAUGCAGCUUUCGUUCGAAAUCACUGGACCGCAGACUUGAUUCAUCUUCCACUCCUGACCUCCUUAAUUUUAAAAAGGGAUGGAUGUCUAGACUAGGAGAAGAUGGAAAGUGGCGAAAACAUUGGUUUGUUCUUACUGACCAGACCUUAAGGUUUUAUCGUGACGCUGUAGCAGAAGAGGCAGCAGAUGUGGAUGGUGAGAUCAACCUGUCAACCUGCUAUGAUGUUACAGAUUACCCUGUACAGAGAAACUAUGGAUUUCAGAUUCAUACAAAGGAUGGGGUCUUUACUCUUUGUGCAAUGACUUAUGGGAUAAGGAGGAACUGGGUCCAGGCAGUCAUGAAAAAUGUUCGACCUAUCGUUGCCCCAGAUGUCACAUGUUCUGUUCCUCCAAAGGUGAUUGGUGCACAUUCUUGUACAGGCUCCUCUCAAUAUAAUACACUUCCCCAAGAAGAGGAGAAAAGAAGUCGCGUACGUGAGCGCCGUAAAGAGGGGCGUUACAAAACCUUUGAUUGGGCAGAGUUAAGAUGUAAACAGCAAAAGGAGGAGAUGUCCAAUGACCUGUCAGGAAGGGAAUGGAACCACAAUUGUGAGCACCGGGUUCCUCCUGCACCAGCAUCGUCCCCUGAAAGGCCAAUCAUCCGAUUUGAACCGGAGUCAUCAGACAAAGAAUUUCCUCAGAAGUCAAGCCUCUAUCAAGGCUUAAAAAACAUUUCCACUGAUGUACCAUCACACUCAAUGAUGGUAGUGUCCAAUCUUACUUCCCCAGGAUCAAUUAGUCCGGACAGCUUAGAGGUUGAUUCAAAUGCAGUACGUGUUCAUUGUGACAGCCCUGGGGAACUGCUGCUAAAUAAACCUAAAGAAAGAAAACGGGUUGAUCAGUCCACUUCUCCCUUGCCUGUCAACUUAUCCUCAUCCUCAGUGCAGACAGAAUGGCAGUGGGAGGUGGAACUUCAGAACCUUCAUAGAGAGUUGAAAGCUGAGCAUGAGAAGAAUCAAACACAAGAGAAGGAAUCUCAGCUUUGUGAGACCAGACUCCAAUCUGAGCUUAACAAUACUCAAGACUGCCUGCGUAAGGCAGAAUUAAGGAUACAAGAGGCAGAAACUUUACUUAAGGAGCGUGAAGAGUUGCUUGAAGAUCUGCGUGAAAGAUUGGAGGAGGUGACGGGCUGUCUGAAGGCAACAGAGGAGGCACAAGCCCUGAAGGAGGUUCGGCUGGAGAGGCACCUACGUCUCCUGCAGGAGAGCCAGGAAAGGGAAAGAAGGAGCUUUGGUGACAGCCUUGAUCAAUCAGAAAAGCGUUUAAAGGAACUAGAGGAGCGCCUGAGGCAGAAGGAAGCUGAGUUGCAAAAGAGGCCAUCAGGAGAAGCAACUGAAGACGUUAUACAAAGAUGCCAGGAGCUCCAGAAUCAGCUGGAAGAGUCUGAAAAUGAAGUUGGACGCCUGCAGUCACGUCUUCAAACUGAGGAGACUCUUUAUUACGACAUAGAACACAAUUACGAAAGAGUUUGUGAGGAGAUACAGAGUUUGCAAGGUGCUCUGCAAGACUGUGAGAGAUUGUGUGAGGAGCGUUUCCAAACCCAGCUGGAGCGCAAGCAGGAAGAGCUGGACAAGAAGGAGCGUGAACUGCAGGAAGUACUUGUUAAGAUGGCCGUUCUUGGUAGUAGUCUAGAGGAGACAGAACGUAGGCUUAUGGAAGCUCAAACUCAUCCUCCAGAAGGUAGUGUUUCUACUGAGACACUGACUGAAACGCAAUGUCUAUUCAAGGUCUCAAAUGUCAGACAGAAAGUGAAAUGUAAAAGUGGUUCAGAAACGCAACCUUUUACUCAGGGAGAUGAAUCUGAUCGAGUGAUCUCUGUGAUUCAGGCACUAGAACUCAAAUUGUGUGACACUGAAGAUCGACUACGGGAGCUUACUAUGCAUCUACAGCAACAACAACUCAGUGCAGGGCCACACACUCUCAAUGAUUCUUAUUGUGCACAUACUUCUAUCCAAAAUCUGGAUAGCCGACUCUUUCUAAAUGCUCUGGAGAGUUGUACUGGUGCUUUAAAUAGCUUGCAUGGGAAAGCUCUGCACAGAACCUCUGAAAACGAAGACAUUGAAGGGCAGUUGAUGGUUUGUGAGAGACCAGGAAACAAUCAAGCUUUGGACUUGGCCAGCAGAGUGUUAUCAUUGGAGGCACUGGUCAUCCAAAGGAUGGCAUCUGCCCUUGAGCAUCCCAGCAGAGAACUGCUUGAUAGACUGUCAGAUCUACGUCUCCAUGUGCUUAAGAUGGCUCAAGGAGGUGGGGAUGGUGAUGAAUCUAGCUAUUUUCAGACCUUGUUGUAUUCUGAAGAGGAAGAUCAGACAGACAAUACACUGAGUGAAAGUGUAAUCCAAAGAUUAUGUGUGAGAGCAGAAAUGGCAUACCUCAUGCAUACUUGCCAUACACAAACCUCACAGGGGCAACAGGGAUCAGAUCCAUUUAAUUUGUUGCCUUGGCCAGUUUCAAAUAUUUCUUCAUCUGGCUCCCAAAAGGAAAAUGAUUCCAAGCAUGGACCCAAGCUUGCUGAUAUUAGCCCACCAGAACUUGCUCCUUACAGUGAACAGAUGGAAGAACUUGCAGCCAAUGGUCUCCUUGAGGACUCUGAGGUACAGCUUGCCUGUAGAAAGAACCUGGUGGCAGAGCUUCGUGCUCAAGCCCAGUCGCUGCAAGAACUUUCUACACAUCUACAGUCUGAGGAUAAACUUCAGUCUGAACUUCCCACAGGCAUCCUGAGGAUUGCUCUGUGUCAGGCCACUUUGGCAUACAUGGCUUGUCGACUGCGUUCGGCUGUGCAGCAGGAGAUGAGGGCUCUACGCAAACAGAGAGAACAGGCAGAGUACGAGUCUCGUGCUAUGUGUCGCAGCAUGGAGGUUCUGUUUCAGGAACAGACCGAGCGCUACGAGGAAAGGUUGCGUGAGGGGCGUGUUUUUGUAGAGAAGGCGGAGCAGGGGCGUGUUUCUGCUGAGACCGAUGCCCAGUUGAGAGUGGACGAAGCAGAAAAAAUGCAAGUGGAGUUUGAGGAGAAGCUCCAGGAGCUCCAGAAAAUCCACGAGGAGGAGAUGAGCCGUCUCCAUAAAUACUACAUUCAUAAUAUGCCAAAGACUACAACCGUCUCUGUACAAGCAGAGAAUGGAGAGACUGAGCACGUUACUGUUCUCCAAGGACGAAUCAGAAAGCUUCAAAGUGAGAAUACCUGCCUGAGGGAGGAGCUUAACAAACAGGAUGACAAGGCCUUACAGAUAGACCUGGAAAACAUUAAGGCCACAUACGAGCAUGGAUUCAGCAUUAUGGAGGAGAGCCACCAGCGAGUGAUUGAGGAGAUGCAGAGGCAGCAUCAAAGAGAAAUCGAAAGACUGACGGAAGAAAGAGAGAGAGUGCUGCAGGAAGAAACUAAUGCCACCAUUGCAGCCAUUGAUGCCAUGAGGAAAGCCCAUAAGGAAGAAAUGGACAAGAAUCACAAGGCCCUGCAGAAUGGAGCCAGUGUGGACAUUCGCCAGCUUCGUGUACAAUACAACGAGGAGCUCGAAUCAUUGCAUAGAGAACUGGAGGUGUUAUCUGAGCAGUAUUCUCAGAAAUGUCUUCAAAAUGCUCUUUUAACCCAAAAUAUGGAGGCUGAAAGGGAGGCGUUGAGCAUCAUGCAGAGAGAGAACCAGGAGCUUCACACUCACAACCGGGAGUUAAACGAGUGUCUGGCUGCCGAAUUAUCCCUGAUGCAUUCACGCAUGAAUGGGGAAGUGAAACACACUCAGUCCCCUCAGGAGAAAGAAGUUUAUCAGCUGGAGGUAAAUUUGAGGGUGAAGGAAUCAGAGAUUAAGUGUUUGAAACAGGAGAUCAGCUCACUUAAGUUGGAGCUACAAGCAGCAAAUACGCAUUUUAAAGAGUUACAGUCUGAACUAAGUGCAUUAGGAGUCAAAACCCAAAGUGACUUCACUAAAUUCAGGAUGGAACCAACCAAAAAGCAGAGUUUAAAUUAUGAUCUGAUGAAAUCCAGGAGUAACCCUGACUUCAUCAAGGACUGUUCUUCAUCUGCACUCUCGCAACCCAUCAGAUCCAAGAGUCUAAAGGAUGGACUCACUGUUCUGGAGAAGAUGAAGCUCUUUGAAUUAACUGAGAGACAAAAAAUUUGAGUGCAUGUGUAUGUUUGUGACAAUUUUAGUGUUUUAUGUGGGUUAAAUUAUUUAAGUGUGUUUCUUAAUAACACAAUGAAUUAUUAUUAUUAUUAUACCUUUAGUCACAGGUGGUGUGUGUGCGCGCGUUUGUUUGUGUCAGUCAUUUUAAUUGUUCUGUUACAUUAGAUGCAUUCACAAUAGAACUGAUUUUUGAUAUGAGGUUGUCUCUCUAAAAUCCUUAGCAGUUUGUUUAUAUUUUUAUGUUUGUUUUUUGCCUCAGUUUAAAAUUGAGGACCAGUUUGAUUUACUUCAUCUUUGAUUAUGAAUAAAGUCAA